Cuscuta epithymum is the source of this 1754-nucleotide messenger RNA. NCBI's taxonomy places the organism in Eukaryota, Viridiplantae, Streptophyta, Magnoliopsida, Solanales, Convolvulaceae. The record is from the annotation of a GenBank genome assembly.
CGCAGUAUUUACGUUGCUGUGGGAGUGUGGGCGGCAGGGUUUUAGCAACAUACGAAGUACAGAGUAUAUACGGAGUUUAUAACUCUCUCAUCUCCCGCGUACCCUAGCUACAUUAAUUGAAGUUCAAUAAUAAAAUUAUUAGCAGAUCGAAGAAAGGGGUUGAUUGAUCGAAAAUGGUUAUGGCGAUGGAUUUGGAUUUGAAAAGGAUGGACGAGCAGCUGAAACCCCACGUUGACCGACUUCUCAACAUCCUCGAAAAGGGUGGACCUGCCGGCCGGGGAAAAACUCGCCUGUUUCCGACGGAAGACCUACUGUUCGGGAUGGAAUGCGGCAAACUUCUCAAGGAAAAGGGUCGCCUCAAGUCAAACCCAAAAUCCGGCGGCGGAAGAGGAAAUCCACUGUUUGGGUCGGCGGAAAAGGGUUGCCAGCAGCGGUCAACGGAGUUGAUCAAAGAGGACGCCGGAGAAAGGCAUCCGCCGCUGCCGGAGGAAGGGUGGCAGUUGGACCCCAAGAAACUGACGAUCAAAGCUCUCAUCGAUGAAGGUGCAUCCGGAUUCAUCUAUAGAGGCUCAUAUAACAGUCUUGAUGUUGCAGUCAAAGUGUUCGAAUGGGAAGACGUAAAUACAAGGCAGAAAGUGGAAAAAGAUUUCCUCCAAGAAGUGUCUGUUUGGUAUCAUUUGGACCAUCCUAAUGUUGCAAAGUUUAUUGGAGGAAUAAGGAGCUUAUCAAAGGUGAAUAUCAUGCCCAAACACACCUUUAGAGUGCCUAAGAAUGGCUACUGCCUAGUGGUUGAAUACCUCGCCGGCGGCUCUCUCCGGGAACACCUUUCUAGACACCGGACUAAGAAGCUUUCUGAGAGGGAUAUUGUUCACUUUGCUAUUGAUAUUGCUAAGGGAUUGUGUUACCUUCACUCUAAGAAAAUCAUCCACAGAGAUGUCAUGACCCGUAAUUUGCUUCUUGACAAAGAAGGACGUGUGAAGUUCGUGGACUUUGGAGUUUCUCGAUUGGAGGCAGCAAAUAAGAACUUGAUGACGGCUAGUGCGGGAACACAAGGUUACAUGGCUCCGGAGGUCUUUGAUGGAGAGGAAUAUGACCACAAGUGUGACAUAUAUAGCUUUGGAAUUUGCUUGUGGGAGAUCUACACUUGCACAUUCAUUGUCGACCAGGGUCGAAAACUUGACAUACCAGAUUCGUGCCCAAAGAGUUUAGCAGAUUUGAUGACAUUGUGUUUGGAUUCGGAUUCGAGCAAGAGACCAGAGAUGGAGAUGGUGGUGAAGAUGCUAGAAGCAAUCCCUACUCAAGAUACAUCAAGAAAACUACAUUACACUAAAAGUGUUGGCUGCUUCUCCAUAUUUUCAAGCCUACAAAAGCAUCCUCACUCCUAGAUAGCGCAGGCUGCCUAGCUAUACCAUUUUUAUUUCAUAGCACGUAGGCAAGGGCAGUGGAGGAGCUGGGGAGGGGCAUGAGGGGGCAAGCGCCCCCGCUUCGGGCAAAAAAAAUUAGUACUACUACUUAUAAUAAUACUGAGUAUAUUUAAUGCAUCUCUUCUUCUUUUCAAAAAUCAAUACCAAUUAAGAUUAAUUUUAGAUUAAGUGUUAUAAUAAAAGGUAAAGACUUUCAGGAAAUGUACGUAUCUCUAGGAAUACAAGUACAUACCACACUCAUUUGAAUGCAAGUGUGCAUUUUUUUAGACCUUUAAUUACACACUGUUGGCUUUUCAUGGUUAUAUUGAGCAAGAAAGUAUUGAGUUUGAU